AUGCUGUCUGUGAGAUCCCCGAGGAUGCACAUGAGCCGGAAUGUCGUGGAUUUGGGCCUGCUGGCCGCCUGCCGCUGCCGCCGCUGGGCCGCGCGCCCGGUGCCCAGGCGGCGCGCGCCAUGUGUUUGUUUCGUGGCCGCACCCAGCCAGACAGGUCUCGUGGCGAUCGACGUGCCGGCGACAGAGACCAUUGCUAGCACGGCGGCCGGGGCGGCGAGGCUCCCUGAGCGCAUGUCCAUCGCUUCGCUCUUAGAUGUCGUCUCCGACCACCUGCUCAAGCUCAACAACAACCUCAAAUCGAUGAGCGCCUUCCCGAGGUCACAUUCUCUUUGCUAA
Messenger RNA from Triticum turgidum subsp. durum (durum wheat), 336 nucleotides. The record is from the annotation of a GenBank genome assembly. NCBI's taxonomy places the organism in Eukaryota, Viridiplantae, Streptophyta, Magnoliopsida, Poales, Poaceae.